AUGCAAAGACACGAUUUUGCAAAACAGGAAAGAGAUCCUGCUCAGAUGGUUGAGUGCUGGACAUUGUGCAAACACGUCGGUCAAACUGAAGACGUGUCCGUUGCUGAGUCCAUAGUUGGAGUGCACCACGAGAUCGUUGAUCAGACGAGGGAGAUCGGGUCUCACCACAAUGACUUUUCUCAGUUGAUCCUGUCCCAGUUUGUCGUUGAUACAAGCGAGAGCGACAACGUUCAAGUACAGCGGAUCCAAAAGCAUUGGGCCGCGGAAAUUGGACUCGAUCGCAGCGACGGUGAUGUCCAGCAGUUUCUGGUCGAUCUGCGAUAUCAAUUGGUACAUUUCCGGGUAGUUAUCGUACUCUUUUCUGGAGUCGACAGAAAGCAAGCAUCCGACGGCUAUUGGAAGAGAUUUCCAGGAAUUUGCAGGAUCCAACGCUUCUGA
Messenger RNA from Ogataea philodendri, 438 nucleotides. RefSeq lists its product as uncharacterized. Lineage: Eukaryota; Fungi; Ascomycota; Pichiomycetes; Pichiales; Pichiaceae. The transcript has a single exon. The record is from RefSeq and is a predicted model, not a curated record. The coding region runs from base 1 to 438 and encodes 145 amino acids.